Daphnia pulicaria is the source of this 1889-nucleotide messenger RNA. RefSeq names its product protein lethal(2)denticleless-like (gene l(2)dtl). Gene Ontology annotation, cellular component: nucleus. Gene Ontology annotation, molecular function: protein binding; protein-macromolecule adaptor activity. The coding region runs from base 101 to 1801 and encodes 566 amino acids. NCBI's taxonomy places the organism in Eukaryota, Metazoa, Arthropoda, Branchiopoda, Diplostraca, Daphniidae. The transcript has 8 exons. Gene Ontology annotation, biological process: mitotic G2 DNA damage checkpoint signaling; proteasome-mediated ubiquitin-dependent protein catabolic process. The record is from RefSeq and is a predicted model, not a curated record.
UAAAGAAAAUAGAAUCCAUUCAAUUAAUGUUACGAAGCACGCGUACAUUAUUUUGUUUUAUUUUUAUUUUUUAUCAUUGCAAACUUUUUAACGUUAAAAAAUGAUUUCUUCUCUUAUCAAUCGACAAUAUGGAAGUUCAACAGGAAAAGAGGAAUUUUCGAUUGAUUUCCUUUUAACCAAGCUUCAGUGUCAUCAGGAUGAUGAAUACCCUGGGAUUUUCUCAACCUCAAAUUCUGCUCCAAGUUCUGAUUUACUGUAUGCUUGUAAAUUUUCUCAGUCACCUGGCUUUGAACACAUAGUGGCCCUUGCCAAUGAAGAUGGAAAAAUUGCAUUUCAAGACACCAAUGUCGUUGGAAAAGCAAGACCUGUUCAUGGUACCCAGGCACAUGAAAAUGCAAUAUUUGAUCUUUGUUGGGCCCCUUCAUCUUGGCAAAUAGUUACUGCUAGUGGUGACCAGACCUCAAUACUCUUUGACAUUGGCAGAAGCUCAAUUAGUCCCAUUUCCAUCUUUCGAGGCCAUACUGCUAGCAUAAAGUCUGUUGAUUUUUCCCCAACCAAUUCAUCUCUCUUUGCUAGUGGUUCUCGUGAUGGUGCUAUAAUGGUUUGGGAUACACGGGGCAGUAUUCAUUUAAAAGCUGAAAAUGUUAUUAAAAAUGCCCAUCCUGUUCAAGCUUUUACAGAGGUAAAGACAUCACGUACUAAAAAGAGGACUACUCCCAGCACUAGUGGUGUUAGCAGUGUUACUUCUGUCCUGUUCCAGAAUGAUUAUACUCUUUUGAGUGCAGGAGCAGCAGAUGGAAACAUUCAUGUUUGGGACCUCAGGAAAAAUUAUACAGUUUACAAAGGUGAUCCGUUACCUAAGACAUCAAUUCCCUAUGGAUGGCUCACAUGUCGAAGCGGAAUAGCCAGUCUUUCCUUAGACCCUGGAAAAACUCUCUUAUACGCCGCUGCAAUGGACGAUGUUAUUUACGAAUUUAAUGUUGCAUCUUAUGAUGAAAAUCCAGUUGGUGUUUAUGGCGGGCAUGAACAGCACUCAUUUUACAUCAAAUCCUGUUUAAGCGGGGAUGGCAAAUACCUAAUUAGUGGAUCCAGUGACGAUCACGCAUACGUCUGGAAAGUCGGCGCAGGUCCUCGGCCACUCCUCAAGCUAGAUGGUCAUGGUGCGGAAGUUACGUGCGUCGCUUGGUCUUCUAACAAUGUUCCAAAAGUUUUAACAUGUGCUGAUGACGUUCGUCACCGAAUUUGGAGGAUUAACACCACUGAAGAAACCAACGAUGCGGACAAUAUCAGAGAGAUAAGAGGACAUGCUUAUAAACUUGAUGCUCAAACUCCUAUUCCGAAAUCUUGCGAAGAAGCUUUGGUUAGGAUUAAAAAGAAAGUCAAUGUAGUGCCAGCUUUAGGAUGCAAAACCCCAAAGUCUAUCCUAAAGGUUAAUCAAAAUACUCGUAUGCUGGAUCGAACUCCUGAUAUCCUCGCCAACAGCAGCCGUUCAUCAAAUGAACAAUUGUUAAUCGGCACGCCACGAAUUGUACUGUCACCAUUAACAAGUAUCAACGAGCUGACUCCAAACCAAAGUGGGAAUAAUAGCAAUAUCAACCGAGCCGCCGCUUCUCGUCGACUUGAAAUGGACCGGACAGAUUAUUCUUCACCUACUAGAGAUCUUCCCAACUACGUGGCUGACGGUGUUUCACCCCACAGUAAAAUCCGUUCAAGCACAAAGAGAAAAAAGUUGGAUUGGUUGACCGAUCUUAGCCGGAAGAUAACACCGAACUCUCAAAAUAAAAUGCGAAGGAUAAAAUAAAUGCCACUGAACAAUCAGAUUUUUUCCAAAUCUUGUAAUUUACGGAAUGCCUUUUUUUUACAUAAAUAAAGAACCACGUUUACUUUUA